Molecule: messenger RNA, 567 nt
Organism: Rubroshorea leprosula
Lineage: Eukaryota; Viridiplantae; Streptophyta; Magnoliopsida; Malvales; Dipterocarpaceae
Source: the annotation of a GenBank genome assembly
GUGCCCAAGCUCUCUUGUCAUCCAAACUAAGAGAAUUCACCAUCCCUUAGGUCAUGACAAACUUCAAAGUUUUCUCAACUUUAUUAGUUUUGGUUAUGGUAAGUGGAGUAGUCAUGGCUCGUGAUGAUGCUGAGAAUGACCUUAUCAAAAAACUUGGUUGUGAAAGCAAGAUGCAUGUAAAAUGUGUGAAUCAGGUUUUUUCAAGCAUAUUUGAAGUUGGAACUGUCACAGAUAGUUGCUGUUAUGAACUUGCAAAAUCAGGUCCACUUUGCCAUUUUGCAUUGGCUGAUAGAACUCUUCAAACUGAAUAUAAAACUUCUAAUGCAUCAAAAAUUUUGGUUAAAAGUACACAUGUGUGGAGUAGGUGCCUUGCACACUCUCAUCACAAUUUGGUGGAGAACUAACUUCACUGUCAACUCCUUCACCUACAUAUAGCUAGUUUGGUUCAUGCUAAACAAAAACAAAUAAUUCAAAUUAAUAAAACUUUAUCAAUUUUUAGAUUUUGUUAAAACCCUCUGUUAUAGGAGUGUUGAGUGUUUAUUUCUAAAAUAAAACUUAUCCCGUUAA